GCCGCGGAACGCGCAGUGCCACCGCGGAGCUGUGCCGUUGCUAUGGGGCACGCAGCCCUGCGGGGGGCGCCGGAAGCCUGGGCCCGGUCCCCUCACGUGACUCUUCACGUGACACCCCCUUGUCCCCAUUCGGACGCUCUCAAGAUGGCGGCGGCAGUCCGGGGCCGGCGCUUUAAGUGGUCGUUGGAGCUGGCAGCGGCGCCAGGGGGGCGGCCCCGCGGAGCCGCCGAGGGCCGCGGGCCGCUGGGUUUCGCCGAGCGGCAGCUAGGGGAGGGAGGCGUCCACGAGAGCGACAAAAUCCUCAUGGAGAAGCGCUGCUGGGAUGUGGCACUGGCACCGCUAAAGCAGAUCCCCAUGAACCUGUUCAUCAUGUAUAUGGCCGGCAACACCAUCUCCAUCUUCCCUGCCAUGAUGGUUUGUAUGAUGGGCUGGCGCCCACUGCAGGCCCUCAUGUCCCUGUCUGCCACACUAAAGGCACUGGAGAGCUCAAGCCGGCGGGCACUGCAGGGUCUGGUGUUCCUGGUGGGCAAUGGGCUAGGGCUGGCACUGGCCCUCUACAAGUGCCAAGCCAUGGGGCUGCUGCCCACCCGCCCCUCCGACUGGCUGGCCUUCGUUGCCCCCCCACAGCGGAUGGAGUUCACUGGUGGGGGCCUCAUCCUGUGACCCAAUGCACCCACCCACCAAUAAAGGUGAUGGCAGGCUGGUAA
Strigops habroptila (Kakapo) is the source of this 707-nucleotide messenger RNA. It is a transcript of the gene EMC4, whose product is annotated as ER membrane protein complex subunit 4. The coding region runs from base 43 to 663 and encodes 206 amino acids. Gene Ontology annotation, biological process: protein folding in endoplasmic reticulum. NCBI's taxonomy places the organism in Eukaryota, Metazoa, Chordata, Aves, Psittaciformes, Psittacidae. The transcript has 5 exons. The record is from RefSeq and is a predicted model, not a curated record. Gene Ontology annotation, cellular component: EMC complex.